CGCUUUCGUUUAUAAUGCGCUGUACACGGUUUCACUUCGAAGCUUGAGAUAAAACUUUCGUCUCCUUAGGUAAAAAGGGACGUGAUAUUGAACUGUCAAAAUUAUUUUGAUUAAACCAACGGAUAGAGAAUUGGUUGGAGAUCACGUUGGUUCAGAAUGCAGGCUCUGCUUGACGUUCAUUAGUUUAAGGGAGUAGAAAUUUAUUUUACUUUCAAAAUGGCUAAGGUAUAUCAGCCUGAUCAAGAGCUAGAAACAAAAGUAAAAAAAGCUACGGAGAGGAUCUCGGAGAACAUGCACAUAGUGGCAAACGAGCCAUCUCUUGCUUUCUACCGACUACAAGAGCAUGUUAGAAAAGCAUUACCGCCAAUGAUUGAAAAACGAGUGGAAGUUCUGGCACUUCAACAGCAGCUGCAAGGCCGUUGCUACGAUGUAGAGUAUGCAGUGACCGCAAUCAAAGCUAUGGAAGGAGCUGGAAAGAACUACGACAAUACCUUGGACCUGAUUAAAAAUGCAAUAUUCUUCAAACAGCAAUUAAAAUAUCAGGAACAGCGGAGGCUCAAAAAAGACGGAUCUCGAGACUCUGUGUACAAGAGACUGUCUGCGCACAUUCCAACCCUAGAUCAUCUCCCCGAUGAAAUAUCAGAUGUCGUCAGAGAGACUGCUAACAAGGUCGAGUCUAUGAUGAACCAUGCCAGAAAUUCAGGCAGCGAUCAGAAAAGCUAUAUCUAAUUAUAUUUCUUUAUGUUAUUUUAAAUUAUUUGAGCAAGUUUGAGAAUGAAAUAAUAUCACAUUUUAUCGGUU
Messenger RNA from Athalia rosae (coleseed sawfly), 801 nucleotides. Its product is annotated as BLOC-1-related complex subunit 8 homolog. The coding region runs from base 217 to 729 and encodes 170 amino acids. The transcript has 2 exons. NCBI's taxonomy places the organism in Eukaryota, Metazoa, Arthropoda, Insecta, Hymenoptera, Athaliidae. Gene Ontology annotation, cellular component: BORC complex. The record is from RefSeq and is a predicted model, not a curated record.